Molecule: messenger RNA, 1047 nt
Organism: Exophiala viscosa
Lineage: Eukaryota; Fungi; Ascomycota; Eurotiomycetes; Chaetothyriales; Herpotrichiellaceae
Exons: 2
Coding region: 128-976 (282 amino acids)
Molecular function (GO): hydrolase activity
Source: RefSeq, a predicted model, not a curated record
UCAGUGUUGUUGACAUAGCAUUUGAGCAGACUUUUUGACACCACUUACAGUACUGUAAAGUAUAUUUAGCGUUUAACGUGCAGCCUGACGAGCAUUCUACAAGGGAUUGUUGCUUCCCAGUUCCACAAUGGACUCCUCAUGUGCAGAGUGUAUCAAGGGUACCAUCCACAAAGGUCAACCUCUCGGCAGGGAAGAAUUGAUUCACGGCCUGAAUACGUACGUGAUCGGCAAUCGGACCAAUCCGCGCGGCAUCAUAGUCAUGUACUCGGACAUCUUCAGCCUGCCGUUGCCCAACAAUAAACUCAUCGCCGACGCCUACGCCAAAAGUGGAGAGUGGUUGAUCUACUUCCCCGACUUCUUCAAGGGAGAUCCUGUACCGCUCAAGAACGUGAAUACCUUGAUCCCAGUCGAUGCUGCCAAGCAGUCGAAAUUGUCAUUGUAUACGGGGCUGCUCGCAUUCAUGCCGCCUUUUCUAUUGUGGAUGACCAGGCACAAGGAAGGCCCUACCAACAAGGUGUGCAUGGACUUUUUGCAGGCAUUGAGACUCGCAACACCCAAAGAACAGAAGAUUGGGAUGGUGGGCUUCUGUUGGGGCGGAAAGUAUGCAAUUCGAGCCGGACUGGAGAGCAACAUGAUUGAAAAGGCUGGCCAGAAAGUGCCGCUUGUCGAUGCGGUGGUGGCUUUGCAUCCAAGUCAUCUGACUCUGCCGGACGAUGUCGAACACCUGGUCGUACCUGUGAGUUAUGGGUGGGGCGUGGAGGAUAGUGCCGUGAAGUUCGAACAGAAGAGCAAGGUGGAACAGAUCCAUGCGGCAGCCAAGUCGAAGGGCCGCAAGGUGCCGGAAAUGGAGCAUCAAGUCUAUAGGCCAGGACGGCAUGGCUUCGCCGUGAGAGGCAAUCCGGACAACCCAGAGGAGAGGGCGUGUCUGGAGAACUCGCAAAAGCAGGUUCUAAGCUGGUUCGACCGAUGGAUUUGAUGGAGCUGGCGAGGUCUGACCUUGUUUGUGUGAAUCAAGCCCCGUGGUAUUCGAGAGCGCACUAUAAGAUA